This is a messenger RNA of Fusarium pseudograminearum CS3096, 1128 nucleotides long. RefSeq lists its product as uncharacterized. The record is from RefSeq and is a predicted model, not a curated record. NCBI's taxonomy places the organism in Eukaryota, Fungi, Ascomycota, Sordariomycetes, Hypocreales, Nectriaceae. Gene Ontology annotation, biological process: C-terminal protein methylation. Bases 1 to 1128 code for a protein of 375 amino acids. Gene Ontology annotation, molecular function: protein C-terminal leucine carboxyl O-methyltransferase activity. The transcript has 2 exons.
AUGUCUGGCCCCGAGAUCCCAAAUCUCCUCAGCUCUCUUAGAAGCGCCCGCGGAGGUCGCGGUCGUGGAAGAGGGAGAGGCAGCCAUGCCUCCUCAUCUGCCACCCACGACUCCACCAUUCAAGGCACUGAUACCGACGCCUCAGUCUCGAGAUUAAGUGCUGUCGAUCUUGGCUAUCUGGAUGAUCCUUAUGCUCAGUACUUUGUCCAGAGCUCUGCCGGUCCAGCAGCCAGACGUCUUCCCAUCAUCAACAGAGGAACAUAUGCGAGAACAAUUUCUCUAGAUAAUCUCAUUGAGUCAUUCCUCAGUGCAGACCAAAGUACCGGAUCGGAUUCUACACCGAAGCAAAUAGUUUCACUGGGUGCUGGCACUGAUACACGGCCUUUUCGACUGUUCGCUUCCAAAGCUCGCCCUGGGCUGGUCUAUCACGAGCUUGAUUUUGAAGUCGUCACAUCAAAGAAACUACGGACUGUUCAAGCUGUACCUGCGCUAAGAAACAUCUUGACAAAUGUCACACAACUAACAGAGCACUCCUGGUCGAGUAAACCUUUAGGGGGUGAAUACUAUUGCCAUGGCCAAGACUUGCGUAACUUUUCUCUAUCAAAAGCUUCAAAAGAGGAUAAUGAUACUCAAGAAACACCUCAAGAGAAACCAGAGAUCACUCUCCCCGGCCUUCGUACCGAUAUCCCCACGCUGCUCCUGUCGGAAUGCUGCCUCUGCUAUCUCAACGGCACUGAAGCCUCAGACGUGCUCAACUUCUUCACAUCCCGCAUACCGAACCUCGCAACCAUUAUCUACGAGCCUAUCCGGCCAGAUGACCCAUUUGGCAAGAUGAUGGUGUCGAAUCUCGCAGCGCGACGUAUAGAGAUGCCCACUCUCAAAAUGUACCCUACACCCGAGGACCAGCGAGCGCGGUUGAGCAAAGCUGGUUUCGAGACGGUGCAUCACAUGACGAUUGAAGAUAUCUGGCAGACCUGGGUAUCGCCCGAGGAGAAGCAGCGUGUGGAUUACCUGGAGGGGUUAGAUGAGGUGGAGGAGUGGAAGUUGUUGGCGGCGCAUUAUAUCGUCGUCUGGGCUUCAAGGGGGAGCGGGUUUGGGAAUUGGGGAGGCGUUGGAGCAGGGGCUUGA